GCUGUUAAAUUGAUUUCUAAUGUCAACCCUUGACAGAUGCCUGAACUGUGUCGGUAGAAAACAGUGAUGUUAUUUUGUUUUUAAACACGAAAACAAGUGAGAAUCUGAGUGAUGCAACAGACAUGAGAGUAGAGGCAUGUCUAAUACUAAUGCUGAACGCGAUGUCGUGGGGCAUGCGUCGCGGGCCGCAUCACCCGCACGGGCAGACCCCGGUUGAUCAGAGCCACCACCAUUACAAGCCACGGGGCUCGGAGUCACUGACUGGAGACGCGCAACUAUUGCACGAUACCAAACAUAUAGAAGAAGAUACACAAGUCCUCACAGCUGAGGCGCUGUCGAAGAUGACGCCUGAAGAACUGGAGUUCCAUUACUUCUCAGCGCACGAUUUCGAUAAGAAUUCCAUGUUGGACGGCCUAGAGUUGUUAAAGGCUGUAUACCAUACAAUAGAGCAUGAAGCUCCAGACCCGGAUGCGGAUUCAUCUAUUGAGCCUGAAGCCAAUGAUUUAGAUGCUUAUAUCGCUCUGGUGGAUCGUACUCUAGAAUCAGAUGAUAAGGAUGGCGACGGUUAUGUUUCCUACGCAGAAUAUCGUGCAGCUCGUGCCAACAAUCCUUCGGAACGCACUCCCAGGGUUCUGGCUGCUAAUACUCCUUAGUUCUUAAAGCAGAAGUUGAGGAGCAAGGAUGGGUACAAAUAGUUUUUUGUUUUUCGCAAGUAUCUUAAGGAGAUUAGUUAAGAAUGACGGACCUAUGACUUGAAACGAUUUGUAAUGUUGACUGAUUUGGGUUAGU
Molecule: messenger RNA, 789 nt
Organism: Helicoverpa armigera (cotton bollworm)
Lineage: Eukaryota; Metazoa; Arthropoda; Insecta; Lepidoptera; Noctuidae
Product: multiple coagulation factor deficiency protein 2 homolog
Exons: 5
Coding region: 123-653 (176 amino acids)
Molecular function (GO): calcium ion binding
Source: RefSeq, a predicted model, not a curated record